Brugia malayi is the source of this 1131-nucleotide messenger RNA. RefSeq names its product actin, putative (gene Bma-act-5). The record is from RefSeq and is a predicted model, not a curated record. The coding region runs from base 1 to 1131 and encodes 376 amino acids. The transcript is spliced from 5 exons. Lineage: Eukaryota; Metazoa; Nematoda; Chromadorea; Rhabditida; Onchocercidae.
AUGUGUGACGACGACGUUGCGGCUCUUGUAAUCGACAAUGGUUCUGGCAUGUGCAAAGCUGGUUUCGCUGGUGAUGAUGCUCCACGUGCUGUUUUUCCAUCUAUUGUUGGUCGCCCGAGACAUCAAGGUGUAAUGGUUGGAAUGGGGCAAAAGGAUUCGUAUGUCGGUGAUGAAGCUCAGUCGAAACGAGGUAUUCUCACGCUGAAAUAUCCGAUCGAGCAUGGCAUUGUGACCAACUGGGAUGAUAUGGAAAAGAUUUGGCAUCAUACAUUUUAUAAUGAAUUGCGUGUAGCACCAGAAGAGCAUCCAGUUUUAUUGACGGAAGCACCACUGAAUCCAAAGGCAAAUAGAGAAAAGAUGACACAAAUUAUGUUUGAAACCUUUAACACCCCAGCUAUGUACGUUGCAAUCCAGGCUGUGCUAUCCCUAUAUGCUUCUGGUCGUACAACUGGUAUUGUGCUUGACACUGGUGAUGGUGUUACACAUACUGUCCCAAUUUAUGAAGGCUAUGCACUGCCGCACGCAAUUCUGCGUCUCGAUUUGGCUGGUCGUGAUCUCACCGAUUACCUCAUGAAAAUUCUUACCGAGCGCGGCUACUCGUUUACGACCACUGCGGAGCGUGAAAUUGUUCGGGAUAUCAAGGAAAAACUGUGCUAUGUAGCUUUGGACUUUGAGCAAGAAAUGGCUACUGCAGCAUCAUCAUCAUCGUUGGAAAAAAGCUAUGAACUUCCCGAUGGACAGGUCAUCACUAUCGGCAACGAACGGUUCCGAUGCCCGGAGGCACUCUUCCAGCCCUCAUUCCUUGGAAUGGAGUCUACUGGUAUUCAUGAAACAACGUACAACAGCAUCAUGAAGUGCGAUGUUGAUAUCCGAAAAGAUCUAUAUGCGAACACUGUUCUUUCGGGAGGUACUUCGAUGUUCCCGGGUAUUGCUGAUCGUAUGCAGAAGGAGAUUACUGCACUUGCCCCAAGCACAAUGAAAAUUAAGAUUAUUGCUCCACCAGAGCGUAAAUAUUCGGUUUGGAUUGGUGGUUCUAUCCUGGCGUCACUCUCCACUUUCCAGCAGAUGUGGAUCUCGAAGCAAGAAUAUGAUGAAUCGGGACCUUCAAUUGUUCACCGUAAAUGUUUCUAG